UUAUGAGAAAGAAAAGGAAAGGAAUUGAUAUUUAUUUUGUUAUUUAACUAUCUCUUGGAAAACAUAAAGAAUAUUUCUACCGAUCAAAGUGGAUCAAGUUCAGUUAAUUGUUUUUCAUAGUCCAUAGAGAGACAUACAACAUCUCAAAAUUCAUAAGAAAUUUUAGGCGGGCAAUUUGAACCUUUUAAGGGAUCUUAGCCAGCACAAACGAUCUUCGUGUCUCACUUCUUCUUGGUAGACAUAUUCAAUCUACGUUAUUCUUUCGUUUAUUAAAAGACGCUUGAGUUUUACGAAUUGUCGAGGAAUUGUAUUUGUUGUUUCUAGUGACUGAUAUGGAAGAAAGUGGGAGUAUGGAAAAUGGAACGACGAUGGCUUCGUCCAACCAAACCCAGUCACCAGGAGGCUUUGCUUCUCCUGUACAAUAUAUCAAAGGAAAAAGAGCUGGUGAAGAAGAAAAAGCUGUCAAUGUGCAAGUUGCUCUAAGAUGUAGACCACUCAAUAAAAAAGAACAGCUUGCUGGAGAAGAAUGCGUAAUAUCUUGUAAUGAAACAAAAAAGGAAGUAAAAGUAGUUGCUAAUGGUGAAAAGGCAGCUAACACCGUUAAGAAAUCACAGACAAAGUCUUUUCUUUUCGAUAAGGUUUUCGGAAUGGAAGCAACCCAAGAGGAGGUUUAUGAAUGUGUAUGCAAACCUAUUGUAGAAGAAGUAUUGAAUGGAUACAAUUGUACAGUCUUUGCUUAUGGACAGACAGGAACAGGAAAGACUCAUACUAUGGAAGGCCAGAGAGAUGAAAAGGAUGGUCUCACUUUUGAUAUAACAAACACAAAAGACUUGAAAAGGAAGUGCCCACCUUCUGCAGGUGUAAUUCCUAGAGCUAUUCGUCAUAUAUUUCAUUACUUACAGGAUAUUCAAGCAGAAUAUACUGUAAGAGUCUCUUAUCUUGAAUUGUAUAACGAACAACUGACAGAUUUAUUGGGUAUCGAUGGAAAUGAAGUAGACUUGAGGAUAUAUGAGGAUCCACAAAAAGGUACAUUUGUUGCUGGACUGGAAGAAGUUCCUGUUCGAUCCGAAGAAGAGAUAUUUUCUAUAUUAGAAAAGAGCGCAGUCAAAAGAAGAACUGCCGAAACACUGAUGAAUAAGUAUUCUUCGCGUUCGCAUAGUAUAUUCUCCAUUACUAUCCAUAUCAAAGAGUCUACACCAGAAGGCGAAGAUCUUCUCAAAGUUGGUAAACUGAACUUGGUUGACUUGGCUGGUUCUGAGAAUAUUGGUCGAAGUGGUGCUCAGAAUAUGAGAGCUCGAGAAGCUGGAAAUAUCAAUCAGAGUUUACUGACUUUAGGAAGAGUUAUCACUUCACUUGUAGAACAUCAUCCACAUAUUCCCUAUCGAGAUUCCAAACUUACAAGAUUAUUACAGGAGUCAUUAGGUGGAAGAAACAAAACAUGUAUCAUUGCAACAGUAUGUCCUGGAGUUUCUUCUUUGGAUGAGACUUUGAGUACUUUGGAUUAUGCAUGUCGAGCAAAGAAUAUUAAGAAUAGACCAACAGUCAAUCAAAUGAUGGCCAAACGAACUCUCAUUAAGGAAUAUACGGAUGAGAUUGCUCGAUUAAAGGCCGAAUUAGAAGCUACCCGUUCCAAGAAUGGAAUUUAUUUGCCUACGGAUAUGUAUGAAAAACUUAUGGCCAAACAGGCAUUACAAAGCGAUACUAUCGAUAAUUUAGAAGCAAAGAUGGCAAAAACAGAAGAAGAAAUGGAACAAUUGCGCAAGCUAUUUGAAGAUAACAAAAAAGAAUUGGAAGAAACCAAACAUACGUUGCAACGAACACAAGAUCGUUUGAAACAUACCAAACGUAAACUAGCGGAAACUAAAAGACAAUUGAAGAAAGUUACUAAGGAUAGAGAUGAGAAAGAAUAUCUGUUGAAAUGUCACAAGGAAACUGAAGUAAAGUUACAUGGUCAAGCAACAGAUCUCAAAGGCACAUUGGAGAAGAGUUUGGAGGAUGUUGAAAACUUGUUUGCCAAAAUUCAACGAAAACAAUCCAUUGAGGAUCAUAAUAUAGAAGCUGCUUCUCAGUUUGCUCAACAAUCUCAAACUACUGUCUCAUCUUUGCAGCAGAAUAUUCAAAGAUACUUACAAGAACGUGUUCAAAGGUAUGGUUGGAUAGAAAAACAAACUGAUGAAUUUUUACAACUUCAACGAGAGCAAAGUUCUAAAGUCAAGCUCCAAGUGGAAAAUUUGCUGUCUCAAGCCAACAAAGGUUUGCAAGAGUUGGUGAAAGAAUCCGAUGAAUAUACCAAACAAUAUACUGAGAGACAGAAUCACUAUGGAGUUGAUUAUCAAAAGAACAUCAAACAUAUGCAAAGUGUUUUUGAACAACUGGUCGAAACGUAUACGGAAGAUAAUAGAAAUAUUCAACAAAAUAUUAAUGAGAAUAUUGAAAGUAUUCAUUUGUUUGCACGGCAGUCACUUGAUCAUCUACAACAACAAGAGAAUUCGAUGCAAGUGUUUCUAAAUAGCCAAGUACAACAUUUUCAUGAUAUUGUCAAUUGUUUAUUUGCAGAAAAUGAAAAACAAAAAGAACGACUACGAGCAACAGAACAAGUCAUAGAAAGCAAUGCUCGAAAACAGAGUGAAUUCUUAGACGAGGCCAAAGAUGAAGCAUUCAAGGCCAUACAAGCUACAUUAGAUAAACUUGUAACCAGAAGCAAGUCAGCACAAGCUGAAGCUACCCAAGAAAACAAAAAUACUUUGUUGGACUGUUCGAAUGGAUUGGCAAUUAUGCAACAACAAUUAGAACGAAAUGUAUCACAAGCAGAACAAAACUUGGAAGAAUAUCGUCAAGAUGCUAUUCGUUCUAAAACCAAGAUGGCUGAGGAAACCAAUCAAUCACUCAAACAACAGAUAGACAGAGAGUCCGCUGCUCUUCAAAAGACAGAAUUAUCCACGAAACAUUUAGAACAAGGCAUGAAAGAAGCAGACCGAACAAGAACGGAAGGAUUGGAAUUGCAUAAGAAUUUCCUUGAAGAUUCUCAAAACAUAACUCGAGAUUAUGUGAAGAGAAGAGAUACAACUUCUGAGAUUACAACUCAAGAACUGUUGAAUUCGAAGAAUCUUACUGAGGAACAUAUUGAACAAGGCAUACAAAAUGACACGAGAACAGCGGCAAAAGUGAAGGAUGGUCUAUCUGAAGAACAAUCAGCUUUACAAGAUUUCAAUAAGAAACAAGUUGGAUUUGUUGAUAGUAUUGCCAGUUCGGUUGAUGAGUUGAUGACUUCCGGAUUACGUGUGGACGAACCAACAAGUAAUACUCCUCGCAAGAGACAGUGGAAUUAUCCUCAAGUCUUAGAACGUACCCAAUCAUAUGAGGAACUCUUGAGAAUAUUUUAUGCCAAUUAUAAGGAACCAAGUGAGAUAUCCGAUGAAAGUGAUGAUAAUGGUGUUGAUGAUCAGCAAGAAGUUCUUAAAGAUAGCCAUGUUGUUAAUGGAGUUUCCGAUAUAGAAUUGCCAACUUCAAAUGAUGAAGUUUCUUUGUCAUCUUCUCGAGGUAAGCUCAAUAUUCAAGAGAAGACAUCGGACACGCUUUCCGAUAGUUCGAAUAAAGAAAAUUGCUAUGCUGUCGAUCUUCGUCAGCGAGGCAGUCUCUUGAGACUUCCAAAAGUCUCCAUGCGACGAAAUCAUUAAAUGACUGCUUUGAAUCAUUACUGACUUGAUAUUUUUCUUUUCAGUAACUAUACCCGCUUAGAUACGAUAUUCUUUGUUGCCGCUCCAUUUUUCGGAUGCAAACGGUGAUGUGAUAUAUUAUAAUGCUAUAUAUAUAUAUAUAUAUCUAUUCACCAAGGAGUGAUUUUCAUCA
Galdieria sulphuraria is the source of this 3849-nucleotide messenger RNA. RefSeq names its product kinesin family member isoform 2. The record is from RefSeq and is a predicted model, not a curated record. Bases 351 to 3677 code for a protein of 1108 amino acids. The transcript has 5 exons. Gene Ontology annotation, biological process: microtubule-based movement. NCBI's taxonomy places the organism in Eukaryota, Rhodophyta, Bangiophyceae, Galdieriales, Galdieriaceae. Gene Ontology annotation, molecular function: plus-end-directed microtubule motor activity; microtubule binding; ATP binding.